Lutra lutra (Eurasian river otter) is the source of this 767-nucleotide messenger RNA. It is a transcript of the gene FABP12, whose product is annotated as fatty acid binding protein 12. The coding region runs from base 297 to 710 and encodes 137 amino acids. Gene Ontology annotation, molecular function: fatty acid binding. Gene Ontology annotation, cellular component: nucleus; cytosol. Lineage: Eukaryota; Metazoa; Chordata; Mammalia; Carnivora; Mustelidae. The transcript has 6 exons. Gene Ontology annotation, biological process: fatty acid transport. The record is from RefSeq and is a predicted model, not a curated record.
AUGUCACCCACCACGGGUGUACCAACAGCCCUCCCUCAGAUCAUUCCUCGACUUUGUGGGGGGCUGUCACCAGCUGAAGGAGUAGGAAGAGCUUGAACAGGUUUUAUGGGCAGAUAUCAGUGGACAUCAGAGUGUUUCAGUCAAGACUGAAAGGAACAGAACCUAGCCUAAAUUAAGGAGGAUUUACUAAGAAGAUACUUGGUGUUGUCAUGGCAAUGACGACUCUCUAAGCUUAUGGGAAAUUGAGUUGACAUCUGGAAAAGCAAGAGUAACGAGGCCGUAUCAAUUUAGACAGAAUGGUUGAUCAGCUCCAGGGAACAUGGAAAUCCAUUUCUUGUGAAAAUUUUGAAAAAUAUAUGAAAGAGCUGGGAAUAGGAAGAGCCAGCAGGAAACUUGCCUGUCUGGCAAAACCCACGGUGACCAUCAGUACCCAGGAGGAUAUGAUCACUAUAAAAACCAAAAGCAUCUUUAAAAAUAAUGAGAUCUCCUUUAAACUGGGAGAAGAGUUUGAGGAAACCACGCCAGGUGGCCAUAAGACCAAGAGUGUGGUAACUUUCGAUAAGGACUCUUUGAUUCAGGUUCAAGACUGGGAUGGCAAAGAGAACACCAUAAGGAGAAAGUUGGUGGAUGGGAAAAUGGUGGUGGAAAGUGCCGUGAACAAUGUUAUCUGCACUCGGACGUACGAGAGAGUACAAAAAAACUCAGUCUGAAACUCUUAAGCAUCCCCAAACUGUGAUCCAAACUGCUGAGGUUAUUUAAAUAAAACU